Molecule: messenger RNA, 1740 nt
Organism: Aspergillus tubingensis
Lineage: Eukaryota; Fungi; Ascomycota; Eurotiomycetes; Eurotiales; Aspergillaceae
Product: D-arabinono-1,4-lactone oxidase
Exons: 1
Coding region: 1-1740 (579 amino acids)
Cellular component (GO): mitochondrion; membrane
Molecular function (GO): D-arabinono-1,4-lactone oxidase activity; FAD binding
Source: RefSeq, a predicted model, not a curated record
AUGGACCCCGCCAUCCUGCGUGAGGUCUCCCGGGUCGACCCUGCGGUUCCUUUUCGCGCAACCACCCAUCACCUCCAUCAUACUUGGGCGCAGACCUUUUAUUCGCGUCCCGAACUUUACGUACGCCCGCAGUCUAUCGAGGAAAUUCGGAAGCUCAUCAACCUCGCUCGCCAUUGCCGGCGUCGUCUCGUCACCGUGGGGAGUGGCCACUCUCCCUCCGAUUUGACCUGCACCUCUGCCUGGCUGAUAAACUUGGAUGAUUUUAAUCGCGUGUUGGAGGUUUCGCCGGAGACCGGGGUGGUGACGGUUCAGGCAGGAAUUCGGUUGAGAGACUUGGGCGCACAGCUGGAGAAACAUGGCUUGAUGUUGUCUAACUUGGGUAGCAUUGAUGAACAGUCGGUCGCCGGCGUGAUUUCCACGGGUACCCAUGGAAGUUCUCUCCAGCAUGGCUUGAUCUCCGAGUGUAUCCAAUCACUGACUCUCAUGCUGGCUAAUGGGCAGCUGGUGCGGUGUAGCGCGACCAAUAACCCGUCGCUCUUCCGGGCUGCGCUCAUCUCCCUGGGUGCACUUGGUAUCAUUGUCGAGGUCACGCUGCAGGCGGAGCCCGCGUUCAAGGUGGCCUGGCGACAGACGCGACGCAAACUGUCGAGUGUGCUUGCCCAAUGGUCAUCCGGACUGUGGACAUCGCAUGAAUUUGUUCGGGUAUGGUGGAUGCCCUAUGAGAAGAGUGCCGUUGUCUGGCACGCCGACAAGACCGACCUCCCGCUGCGGGAACCGCCCAAGUCCUUUUAUGGAGAGACACUCGGUUACCAUAUCUAUCAUAAUCUGCUGGCCCUGGCCAACUAUUUCCCUCGUAUUCUCCCGUGGGUGGAAUGGCUGGUCUUUGGUUUGCAGUAUGGUUUCAAACCGGAAGCCGUCGUGACAGAGGCGGUAGAACCAGCCCGAUCAGGUCUCCUCAUGAAUUGUCUGUACUCGCAGUUUGUCAAUGAAUGGGCACUCCCGCUCGAGAAGGGCCCCGAAGCUAUCACUCGUCUCUCCGCCUGGUUGAAUGGCGAUCACGAAACAGCGCGUAUCCCUUUUUCCGUCGACGGUCUGUGGGUGCAUUGCCCCAUUGAAGUCAGAGUCGCGGACUCUACCUACAACAAGACAACCCGUCCGUUCCUCGAUCCUACCUCUUCCAGCGGCCCGACCCUGUAUCUCAAUGCGACGCUCUAUCGCCCGUACCAUCGGGACCCCCCAUGCACGGAACGGUAUUACGAGGCAUUUGAGUGGCUUAUGCGCGAAAUGGGUGCAAGACCGCAUUGGGCUAAGAAUUUCCGGACGACGAGGGAGGAGCUGAAAUCUCUCUAUGGAGAUGAUAUGACGGAAUGGUUAAAGGUCCGCCAGGAUGUGGACCCCGACGGCAUGUUCCUUGGUGAAUGGCAUCACCGAACCCUCCCCUUGCCAGGGAGUGGGGACGAGUCGAAUGCAUCAGGGCCGGCCGACCUUCCGCUCCUCGAACGCGAAAAGACUCGUCGGAAGGCAAACAUCCAGGGAUCCGGUGACGGCGUCGAGUGGAUUGGACACAAACAAUGGCAAGGGAACCAGGGCCGUCAGACUGCGAUGUUCGUGUCCACGCUAGACAACGAAAAGAUUCAUGUUUCGUCUGAGGGUACUAGUCUCAGUCCUCCCACAACAGCAACCAGCGAAGAGAGCUUCGAUUUUCUGGCGGCAGGAGAGGCCAGUGUUGUCCUUCCCUGA